Molecule: messenger RNA, 1978 nt
Organism: Oncorhynchus nerka (sockeye salmon)
Lineage: Eukaryota; Metazoa; Chordata; Actinopteri; Salmoniformes; Salmonidae
Gene: tmem151ba
Product: transmembrane protein 151Ba
Exons: 2
Coding region: 174-1712 (512 amino acids)
Source: RefSeq, a predicted model, not a curated record
AUGCUGCUUUGAAACUGGAGCAUUGUUAACCAUGAUGUAGAGGUUCCUUCCGGCUAAAUCGGGUUGGAUUAUGUAUCCCGCGAUAGGCUUGCUGGCGAGUUUACGUUGCACUGUGAUUUGAACCUCAGUUUUCCUAAGGUGAUCCAUGCCUCUGUGUUUUUGCCUUUGUCAAUAUGUCCCCAGCAUCGGCUGCCACGGCCAGUGAGAGCAGCACCACUACCGUUCCAGAGGAGGACACAGAGGAAAGCCCCCGCGAGGAGCAACGGCCCCUGAAGCAGUCGCUCAGUAAAUCCCUGUGCAGGGAGAGCCACUGGAAAUGCCUGAUCCUGUCCCUGCUCAUGUACGGCUGCGUGGGGGCCAUGACCUGGUGCCACGUGACCAAGGUGACGCGCCUCUCUUUCGACAGUGCCUACAAGGUCAAGUCCAUGAUGUACCACGAAAGCCCCUGCUCCAACGGUUACAUCUACAUCCCUGUGGCCUUCAUGGUCAUGCUCUACGUGGUCUACCUGGUGGAGUGCUGGCACUGCCACACCCACAACCAGCUACAGCACAAGGUGAACGUGGAGAGUGUGGGAGAGCGUGUCGGGCGCAUGCAGCAGGCCACGCCCUGCAUCUGGUGGAAGGCCAUCAGCUACCACUAUGUGCGGCGGACACGACAGGUAACACGCUACCGUAACGGAGACGCAUACACCACCACGCAGGUGUACCACGAGCGAGUCAACACGCAUGUGGCCGAGGCGGAGUUCGACUACAGCAACUGUGGUGUGAAGGACAUAUCCAAGCAGCUGCAGGGCCUAGACUGCUUCCCUGUCACGAAGCUGAGGUUCACUAAGUGCUUUAGCUUCGCCAACGUGGAGUCGGAGAACGCCUACCUGACUCAACGGGCCCGCUUCUUCACUGAGAAUGAGGGCCUGGACGACUACAUGGAGGCCCGGGAGGGAAUGCACCUGAAGAAUGUAGACUUUAAGGAGUACAUGAUUGCCUUCUCGGAUCCGGACCACCUGCCUUGGUACGUGUCCAACUACGUGUUCUGGACAGCCGCCGCCUUCACCUUCUCCUGGCCGCUGCGCGUGCUAACCGAGUACCGCACGGCCUAUGUCCAUUACCACGUGGAGAAGUUGUUCGGCUUCGAUUAUGUCCCUGUCACACCAUCUGAGGAGCGACCAUACUGCCGCCACAUCCCUCGGGUCAACACCAUCGACAGCACCGAGUUGGAGUGGCACAUCCGCUCCAACCAGCAGCUGGUGCCCAGCUAUUCAGAGGCUGUACUCAUGGACCUGGCUCAGCUCUCGUCAGGUGGCGGCGGCAAUGCCAACACCUACUCAGUGUGCGGCGGCUACGGCAGCUACCGGCAGAACUGCGAGCGCUGCCACCGCACCAUCAGCAGCUCGUCCAUCUUCUCGCGCAGCGCCCUGAGCAUCUGCACUGGGACUAGCCCGCGCAUCCCCUUCAGCGGCAGCCGCUUCUCGCUGUCGCGGCUGUACGGAUCACGGCGCAGCUGCCUGUGGCGGAGCAGCGGCAGCCUCAAUGAGACAUCGUGCCCCACAGAGAGCACGCGCUGCCUGACACCGUCGGGCCAGCUGACUAGCGAGGAGAAUCCACCGGACUACCAGGACGCGCUCUACUUCCCUGUGCUCAUCGUGCACCGCAACGAGGGCUGCCUGAACCACUCGCUGCACAGGAAUGGAUCCUGCGUGGAGACCUCUAUAUGACGCAGCACUGGGCCUCCCAGUCCAGACCUGAACAAGGAAUGUAAUGUUACUGUCCUUUCUCUGGGAGGACACUGACUGGAUAAUGAACCUUCCUUUUGGAUCUUUUUUUCCUCUCCAUUAGACCACAUGACACACCAGUGGCAUUCCGGAACCCUUCCAGACCUCUUCCAACACUGUUUAUCAAAGACAGUACUGAGUUAAAUGCACAUUUUGAAUGCUCACUCCACCUUUUCCAUAACUUCCUUUGCAGCCCAGCUCAUCUCACA